Molecule: messenger RNA, 2269 nt
Organism: Cataglyphis hispanica
Lineage: Eukaryota; Metazoa; Arthropoda; Insecta; Hymenoptera; Formicidae
Product: protein maelstrom homolog
Exons: 11
Coding region: 359-1912 (517 amino acids)
Biological process (GO): piRNA processing; negative regulation of DNA-templated transcription; male meiotic nuclear division
Cellular component (GO): P granule; nucleus
Molecular function (GO): sequence-specific DNA binding
Source: RefSeq, a predicted model, not a curated record
UAUAUGCGCAAUUAUUCACGCUUUGUUGUAAAAUAUUUAUUGAAAAUAAAUAUAGAUAAAUAUACAUCUCUGAAAACAUUUCGGAUAUAUAUUUCUCCUUGCCUCAUCGCAUUCUUUGAUAAUUUUAUAAUAUCGCUUAGAUUGGUCAUGUUACUCCAAACUAGUUUUGAACCAAAUAUUUAUAUCAGAGAAAGUUUCGUAUCGGAUGUCAUCUCUCGUCACGAUUGGCUAUUGAGGCGAAGGGUCGAAGGGAAGAUUACCGAGAAACCGAGAUAACUUUUUUGAAACACGUUUCAACUUUCAUAACGUGAGAAAAGAAGAAAGAAGUUUUGACUAUUCUCUCUUAAACCGGAACGAAAUGCCGAAACCCAAAGGAAGAAAUGCGUUUUUUUUCUUUAUGCAAGAAUGGAAAAAGCGCGCGGAAGCGCAGGGUCGUAAAUUUCCGAAUGGGCUGAAAGAUGUUCAAGCAGAUCCGGAAUGCAAUGAGGAGUGGCAAAGUUUAACUAAACAAGAAAAAGGUCAAUAUGAAGCUAUGGCAAAACAAGAUAAAGUUGCAGGACAAAUACAGAACAAAGAUAAGAAAACAACCUCUGGAGAAUCAAGUGAUCGUGCACAAAAAGAAAAGAAGACGAAGCAAGCCAUUAAAGAUAUGCAUGAAAAUAUAAAAUUUUCUAUUGACACAGCUAUAAAUCUCAAUAUUUUGCCAAAAUCAAAAUUUUGCUUUAUGCAUAUUAAUUCUUUCUUUUCGAAGAUUGUUGACAAUGACCUUGAAUAUUUUCCGGCCGAAUAUGCGAUAGGAAUUUUUUCACUUGAAAAUGGUAUAGAAGAUGUACAUCAUAUAAUUGUUAGUGCUGAUAUUCCAUUAGGAACUAGACGGGCAGCACUUGAAAUGAGUCAAAACUUUCAUAAUAUACCUGUAGAAUAUCAAGGUGGAGAAACUGAUUUUGCUGUUAUGUAUGCAAAAUUGAUAACUUUUCUAGAACCUAGAAAAGUUGUGAACAAAUAUCCUCCUCUUUAUACAACAAGAAUUUGUUUCAAAGCAGUGCAAUCUGUAUUAGGAAAAUUGUGUGACGCAGCACAACAAGAUAGAGAUGAUUUCAAGGUUUAUGAAUUGGAAGCAUUGUUUAUACAUUUGGCAAAUGAAGCUUACAAAAAAAGAACAGAUGUAGAAAUAAAGUAUAUUCCUGUUUAUGCCGAACGCAUGUUUACACGCUACAAGUAUAUCCAUGAAAAAGGCUUUGAAUGUUCUUUUCACAAAUUUGUCGAUGGAGGAUCUGAACAUUGCAGUAAAUCUAUAUUGCAACAAUGGGCAUGGAUAUUGUGUGAGGAAUUUUGUAAAUCAUUAGAAGUGAAUAUGUGCCCAGGAAUACAUUAUCCCGACAAAUCUGAUGCUGCUACCUUAACAUAUUCGAUUAGCAACUUAAAAGUUGAUGAUUCUUGUGAAUCUAAACCUGAGAAUACACUAUUAUCAAUGACAGGUGUAAGUGAAUAUCAUAGAUUGAAAGUGUCUAGUAGGUCAUAUCAAGAUGAACUGCGUCGUCGGAUUGAAUCAAAACCAGUGCAAGUUAUUGAUUAUAGCAAAUUGAAUGAAUUUGUUGCUGACUCUGUUGAUAAAUCUGUUGAUAAGCUAGUUGAUAAACCUCCUGAUAAACAAGUUGAUAAACCUGCUGAUAAACCAGUUGAUAAAUCUUCUAAUGCUUGGAAAAAACAUGUGCCAAGUUAUUUGGGUGAACAAUCAUUGCGACCUCCAAAUAUCGAAAACUCAUAUGUUAUUGGCGCUUCUAUCAUGGAUGAUUAUAUGUCGAUGGAUGACGAGAGUUUUCCUCCUAUUGGUGGAAGAGGUGUGCCACACAAAUCCAUUCAAAUGAUAAAAAGGAAGCCACCUUUAGGCAAAGGGCAAGGACACGCAUAACAGAUUUUCGAAAAUAUACCAGUUAUAUGAAUUUUGACAAUUAUGAACAUUACAUUAAGGAAAUAUAUUAUUCACUUUUUUACAAAAAAAUAGACAAAAACCAAAGAAAAAAUAUGAUAUACGAGAAAAUAAUUUUAAUUUUAAUUAUAAACUGAUAAUUUUGUUUACGUUAUAAACUUUAUGCAUAUACAAGAAUUUAUUUGAGAAUAUAAAAGAAUUUCUAGAGUAUUUUUUUUAUGUUUAUGAAACUUUGUAUAUAGCAAAAAAAUAAUUACUUUAAUCAUAAAAUCAUUACUAGGUUAUCCAAUAAAUAUAAUACAAUGUUAUUCAUUUUUAUAUCAUUAAAUAACACUAUAU